UCAAAAUUUUCUCUGUUUCCGCGUUUCCCAAAUGUUUUCCUCUCGCAAUGAUUUAUUUCACGCAGGUAAACACAAAUUUAAUUAAGAGACACGGGAUUAGGAUUUAUGUCCCGCGCCAAUCCGCACCCACAGAGACGCGCAUGAAAACAGAUAAAGGAAAAUGGGUUUCCCGCACCGCGUUUAUGAGUAAAAAUGAUCUAAUCUGAUACAAAAAAACAAACAGUCCUCAAACCAUUGGCGUAUCGCGCGAAAUUUCCCUGGUCGAAGGCGUCGCGACGUCGACGUGAAUCGGAUACGCCUCUGACGGCUUCCUCAGAUAUAUAAGAAUCAGGGAAUCCAGAAGAUCUUCAUCAAAGAUGCGUCGGAUCUGCAUCUUGGUGGUUCUGGUGAUGCUGGGAUGGUCGUCGGCGGCGGUGGCACGACGUCGCGACGUCGUCCCUGCAUUCGUCGCCCUCGACACCGCUCUCUCCUACUUCUUGGAAAACCACGAUUCAAUUAACAUCGACGGACUCUUCGGCGUCGUCUUCGGCCAGGCCCAUCUGCAGAGCCUCCUCGCGGACGACCUGAGUAACUACGACAGGAAGCUGGUGAAGUACUUGAAGCACAAAGCGGACACAAUCUAUUACAGCGCGAAGCCUCGUCUCUACAAUCCGGACAACUUCAAGCACAACCUCUUUGUCGAGAAGAUUUUGGUGCCGGAUCUGUGGACGCGCGACAUACGUUACCGACAUCUCCCGGAGAAGUUCGUGCCCGAGAUCGAGUUCGAUUCUGCAUCCGAAUACAUGGACUACCUGAGUACCAGCAACAUCUCCGAAACCAAAUCGGAUUCUUGCCUGAUCGAGCUGAUAUCCGGCCCGAAUUCCGUCCCGCACAACUGCUCCGUCUCGGAAGACUGCAAAGACUACAUGGUCGACAACGACUACUUCGAUCCCACCUACGGUAUAACCCAUCGUCUUCUCUACCUCCAAUUGGCCAGAUCGCAAAAGUGCAGCCUCGAUGGGCGAUUGUACGAGGAGAGGACGUCCGCUUACUGCAGCUACAUCUAUUGGGAGAUCAAGCAGAAUCGGAGAUUCGGUUUCAUGCAGGAACUCGACGAUCUGCUGCUGGAACAAAUAACUCUUUGCGGUUUCGAAGGCUACGACAACUUCUUCGAGGAUUCGCUCGUAUCUCACGUCCUGCAGAUCCAGACCCCAUUCGGAUGUUUCCGGAUACCGGAAGCGCUCUUCGAGACGAACGGCGACGAUCUUAAACGGACCGCGAACAUCAUCAAGCACGGAUGCAACGAUCACACGACCGGCUUAGGCAUCUCCACUUUAUCCCUAAUCCUACGCUACCUACUCAAAUAAACUACACUUAAUCGCCGCUAAUAUCCAAUAUGAAGCACGCCUUCUUCAAAUUAUCAAUAAACUGCUACAAAUAAAGUGAAUUA
Molecule: messenger RNA, 1429 nt
Organism: Nicrophorus vespilloides
Lineage: Eukaryota; Metazoa; Arthropoda; Insecta; Coleoptera; Silphidae
Exons: 4
Coding region: 357-1346 (329 amino acids)
Cellular component (GO): cytosol; membrane
Source: RefSeq, a predicted model, not a curated record